Messenger RNA from Racocetra persica, 309 nucleotides. The record is from the annotation of a GenBank genome assembly. Lineage: Eukaryota; Fungi; Glomeromycota; Glomeromycetes; Diversisporales; Gigasporaceae.
GGUCAAAAAAACGAAAAAAAAUGCCACAACAUCCCUCUGCCUACGCUUCGGAACCGAAAAAAUUUAAUUGAGUAUACAUUCCACCCUUACGGCUCUCAUUUUACGAGUUUCUGUCCCGUUAGGGAAUCUACGAUUUCUAUUGUCCUAGUCUGUAAUCCAACUAGUUUGCUUUUGGCAAUAUUUCAACCAGAGCGACAGCUUAAUUGCCAAAAUGAACUACGGCUUGAAUCUUCCAGAGUUUUUCUCUUUAAUGAUAGUCAAAAACCUAGGGUUGAGACCUCCGGCAGUUUGCCGAUUACACCCUCAAAG